Molecule: messenger RNA, 3933 nt
Organism: Phymastichus coffea
Lineage: Eukaryota; Metazoa; Arthropoda; Insecta; Hymenoptera; Eulophidae
Product: protein RER1
Exons: 6
Coding region: 168-737 (189 amino acids)
Biological process (GO): retrograde vesicle-mediated transport, Golgi to endoplasmic reticulum; protein retention in ER lumen
Cellular component (GO): Golgi membrane
Source: RefSeq, a predicted model, not a curated record
AGUAAAGCCGAUUCCCAACUCGAGUACGUGAGUCGAGCCUCCCCCUCGAAAUAUAGAGAAUGCCAUUAAUAUUGUGACGUGUUAGAUUUAAAAAAAUAUCUUUAAUUAUUAGUGAAUAACGGCUGUGCUAAUUGUGAGAAAAACGGCAUACCAAUCAGGAAGGUACAAUGAUGCAAGAUGAGGAUCUUGGUGGUCCGGGUAGACGAAAUGUAUUCAGUAAGACACUUUCAAGAAUAUCACAGGUUUAUCAAAGUUGGCUGGAUCAGUUGACACCGCAUGUUAUCUUGAGAUGGGCAAUUGCAAUAUUUUUAGUAAUUAUGUUCAUUGUCCGCAUCCUAGUAGCACAGGGUUGGUAUAUUAUUACCUAUGCUCUUGGAAUUUACCAUCUAAAUCUAUUUAUAGCUUUUCUCACACCAAAAAAUGAUCCAGCUAUGGAUUUUGAUGAUACAGAUGGGCCUCAAUUACCCACAAGGUCAAAUGAGGAGUUUAGGCCUUUUAUUAGGCGGUUGCCUGAAUUCAAAUUUUGGUAUUCAGUGUGUAAAUCUACAGUUAUUUCUUUUAUAUGCACUUUAUUUGACUUCUUCAAUAUCCCAGUAUUCUGGCCAAUUCUUGUAAUGUACUUCAUUACUUUAAUGUGCAUAACAAUGAGGCGCCAAAUUAAGCAUAUGAUAAAAUACAGAUAUUUGCCUUUUACACAUGGUAAACCAAAGUACCAAAACCACAUUGAUGCAAAGUAAUUAAAAAAUGAAUAGAGUGAAAGUAUGUCUGUUGAUGUAAAGGCGUAAAUGUGCGUUGAUUUCUAUAUCUUAUGUUUUUCUUAUGUUUUUUUUUUUUUUUUGAAAACUGUUUCAAAUUGACUGUAAAUGAAUUAUCGUUUUUUGAAUGACAAUUUAUAUGAAUAAAAUCAUUGUGUUGUUCGAAACUUUUUUAAAAGUUUAAAAAGUAAAAAUAAGACCGUAUGAGAAUAAUGGUUAAAAAAUUAUUUUGUAAUUAUCUUCUCUGUAAAAUGCUUCAUAUGCGAAGUAUAUGCUUUAAAACUGAAUUGUCUUAAUACCAUUGUAACAUAAAUCUUGUACAAAGUAUUGUUAGGCCAUACCAAUGGACAAGAUAAUGCAGUCUGGAAAAAUAUAAUUAACAGUUGUUAUAGUGUCGUAUUGAAUAAUUUUUCACUAAGAAAAGAUAAGUAAACAGAAGGUAAAGCAGGAAAAUAUGAUAAAUUUUUUAUUGUAUCUUACCACACUUGAAUUUGGAAUUUACAUUUCAUCUUUUAUUAUGAAGAAGUAUUUCGUAGGCUAUUGUAUCAAAAUAAAUGAGCAUUGUACAAUGUUUUAAUUUUUUUCUUAUUUACUUUAGAAGUCAUAGUAAAAUUGCAUUUUUAAUAUGUAUGUGUUGAACACGAUAAGAUCAACAUUAUCUUGGUCAUAGAUCUAUUCCAAAUAGAUGAAGACGCUGAUCUAGAUAACAUUUUUCACAUUCAGCUAUCAAUAUAGAAUUAGAUUAUAAAACUGACCUCGCUAGUCUAUGAAAAUGCGCAGGAUAAUUAUUGUAAUAAAUAUUUGGCGACUCGAUUGACAUUAAAUGCAAGUAUAGUGUACUACCUAACUAGUGCGGGAGAUAGAUUGUGUGAAAUUUACUCCCGAGUGAAACGAGAUUGAAAAAAUACACGAGAAGAGAAUCUCUUUUCCAAUCAUGUUAUAUAAAGGUACGGUAUUUUCCAAAACGUGUGAAAAGCGCUAAUUUGAGCUCACUUUUUUAUAUGAGCGUUUCGAUAAAGUCGUACGUUCCGCACGGCGUAUUAAAAAAUGAAAAAGAUGUUUCUUAAGUCUUGAAUGAAAUACUUAAAUAAGAAAGUUUUAACAACGGCUAGAGUUGCUCGCGCUGAAUAUUUUAUUUUGCGGAUUCAAAUAAUUGAAGAUAAAAAUAAAAUUUACUAUAUCAUCGCUUGAGUCAUCCAAUUAUAAAAUUUAUAUGUUCAUGCAAUAUUUUUACAUAUUCCAGUCUAUUCUAAAGACUUUAGCAGCGUCUAUUUUGUUAUUCCGGUGAAUAUUAGUUACUCAUUUCCGUCGAAUUUGUCAAGAAUUCUUUGCUUUCAUUCAUUUCUCUGAGGACAUCUUUUAUAGAUUAAAUGGUCCUGUAAUAUAUAUUUUGCAUUUAUUUUUGUGGUCUAACAACUACUAUAAAAGCGGUUAUAAAAAUCAAUAGUUUGUUAUUUAUGAAAGUAUUAAAAUUUAAAGGUUAAAUCAUAAAGUGUUGUUAUUGAUUUCACACAGAAUCUCUAUACGUUGAGUUUAAGAUAUUAAUAAUUAAAUGUACAUUUUCAUAAUUUAUUAUAAUUGUUAUGUACGGCGAUUAUAAAAUUUUUUGUAUCGCCAUUGCUAUAUAUACAUUAUAUGUUGAUUUUGUGUUGGUACAGGGAAGGGUCAUAAUGCAUUAAUUUUAAUUAUUAUUAUUGUAAUCUUGAAGAUUUCAUCAGCUAUAUGUGUUAUCUUCAAUCAAAGUACAUUUUCAUGAAAAGAAGUUGAAGAAUCGUUCAAAUAAUUUAUUUGACCAGUCUCGUGUUCAAGCGUCAACUUUAGAAAAAAAACAUCCCUUGAGUUUACAUAUAUCGUGUCAUAUUUUAAUAAAAAUAGCAAAACAAUUCUCUGUUCAUAUUUCAUUUAAAUAAAUAAAUUUUUAUGAAAAUUUAACGUUUCAAUUUGCCCGUGCCGUCUGCGUUCGCGAGUCGACUACAAGAAAUAUUUAUUAUAAAAAAAUAAAAAAUCGACGAUGUUUUCCAGCCGUCAAGUUGAUGAAGAAGCGAGCUAAUAUUUUAUUUUUGUUGUAAAGAUACAGAUGAAUGAAUAGAAAACGUUGUCAAUAUUUAAAUUUGUUCAUAAUGAUACGACUGCAUAACCUACUUUAGAAACAAUUAGUCUUUAUUCAAGUGGCGACAUUCGUUGAUAUCAUCUAUUUGAAGUGUAUGGCGCAACCUCAAAGUUGAAUAAUUCUGGACCUAAACCUUUAUAGAAAUGACAAGUAUUCACUCUAAUUAAUAAGACAAUAAAGAUAACUCUAAUCAAGUAGUGCUGAAAAGAAAAAGUAGUUUUUGAAAAUACGCUUCGAAUAGCCGAUGUUUUGUCCACCUGUACGCUAUUAAAAGAAAUCAGGUUAAAACAGUGAACGUGGAAGCAUCAAAUAUUAAUGAUCGUAGACGUUGAGACCGUUGUAGAAUUUUCUUUCUUGAAAAGGAAGCCUUGUGUUGGACAUGUUGGAAAAAUAUUGCCUUUAGUAAGUAUUUGUUGGUUUUCAUGUUAGCUGCAUCACUUUUGUUCCACUGACGUAUUUCAACUUGCUGAGUGUAAUAAACAAUUAAUAGAACUUUUACGUGUAUAUCGCUUCACUCGAAUGAACGAAAAGCUUAAAGCAGUUUUAUUUCCGGUCAUCUGUUUGCUUGUUGAUAUAUUUUUCGUGCUUUUUAUGUGUAUUAGUAUUUGGAAAGUUUUUCUAUUUUAAUGGAAUGAACUUGCUCGAUUUUGUCAAGAAGAAUUAUCAUGAUAACAAUACGAACAUGACUAUUUGUAAAACGAUUGGGCUUCAAUAAGCAAACGUAUUGAAAUGUUUUAAUAAUUAGUGCGGUAAUUGAGUAUUAUCGCGAGUAUGCGUGUGAGCAUUUAGCAAUGUUUUCUUGUAUUCGGUAUAUACGCGUGAUUAUCAUAUUAUUUGCAGAGAAUCACGCGGAGUGUCAAUGCGAUAGAUUGAUAAAUAUUUGUCGCAUUGUUAAGGUGCAUUGAUGUUGGCACAGAGUGAUUUGGCGCGAGUGAGCUUUGAAGAAUCGCCGCACGAACCUUGGAGGCUAGCCAAUUAGCGAAACGUGUUUGAGGUAAGGUAAAGGGUGAAGCAAUAAAAGCGAAGAACAGGUGGGUAAUUCUAGGCUAUUUCGAUUGACUUGUAACC